Molecule: messenger RNA, 4553 nt
Organism: Cyprinus carpio (common carp)
Lineage: Eukaryota; Metazoa; Chordata; Actinopteri; Cypriniformes; Cyprinidae
Gene: hdac4
Product: histone deacetylase 4
Biological process (GO): negative regulation of transcription by RNA polymerase II; chromatin organization
Cellular component (GO): histone deacetylase complex
Molecular function (GO): histone deacetylase activity
Source: RefSeq, a predicted model, not a curated record
UAGAAACCAGCCGUUUGGAAAGAUGAAUGCUUACAUGCACGUUCUCGCUAUGGAGGGUAAUCUAAAGCAACAGUUAUCUUCAAAUCAGCCUACGAGGCAUAUCAUGGACGGCAGUGCCUAAAUUUAACGCACAAGUUAAUACAGUUGUCCCAGACGAUGUUUGACGUCUUGUGAUGCAGUGCAGUUAACAUGUUUUGACACGCUCAUACAUGGAGAUGUAAAUUCAAGAGAUGCCCCUCUACUAAAAUAGGUCUGAGCUGAGAAUAGCAGUGUUGCUCGGGGUGGAAAACAUCUCUUUCUUUGCGGCUCUUCAAAUGCUACUUUGACUUUUAUAUCAGGGGUUUCCCUCAAGUCAACCCUGCGUCACUGCGGUUCACACGGUCGCGCUGGUCUUGCUGCCGGGGCCAUUUGUGGUUUGGGACGAAUGUGGUCGGUCAGCGAUCUCUGAGGCAUGAGGGAGUAAGUGACUGAGCUGUAGUGUUCAGUUCGGGUCAGGGAGGAAGCUCACUCCAUUAAACACUCUCAGGAAAACAUUACGCCUCAUGUAGAGGAACACCACUGCAAAUGAUGUUGGAGAAGUGGCUUUCUUUGGCAGCUUUUGAAGUUCAUUCUUAUCGAGCGAAGAGGAACUGAUACACAGAGCUGGAUCUCGGCCAGAGGGGGCGCUAUGAGCCUCUGAGAUUGCCCUUUCUUUCCUGUCCCGUGUCUCUUUUGACUCGUCUUCCCAUUCAACAGUGGAUGGUGACCAGCCAACAAGCCCCAGAGGAGCCGUGAGGUGUUUCUCACAUCCUCAUCUGCCAGGACACACUCCGCUUAUCAAGCCAGUCACUUCAGAGAAAGCCACCACCGUCGCCACAAUGAGUUCCCACAGCCGCCCAGAUGGACUUCCCAGUAAAGAACAGCCACUAGAACUUCUGAAGCCAUCUGGAGUCAAUCACAUUCCUUCUGUUGAUGUGAGUGCGGCGCUGCCACUGCAAGUGCCGCCUUCUGCCAUCCCCAUGGACCUGCGUGUGGAUCACCAGUUCACCCUGGCGCCGACGGACCCGGCCCAGCGCGAGCAGCAGCUGCAGCAGGAGCUUCUGGCCCUCAAGCAGAAACAGCAGAUACAGAGGCAGCUCCUGAUCGCAGAGUUUCAGCGGCAGCACGAGCAGCUCUCGCGCCAGCAUGAAGCACAGCUGCAGGAGCAUGUCAAGCAUCAGCAGGACCUCCUGGCCCUGAAACAUCAGCAGGAGCUCCUGGAACACCAGCGGAAGUUGGAGCGCCAUCGUCAGGAACAGGAGCUGGAGAAACAGCAGCGGGAACAGAAGCUCCAGUUACUCAAAAACAAAGAACGCGGCCAAGAGAGCGCUGUGGCGAGCACUGAGGUGAAGAUGAGGUUGCAGGAGUUCGUCCUCAACAAGAAGAAAGCGCUGGCCCAUAGGAGUCUCAACCACUGCCUGCCCAAUGACCCGCGCUACUGGUACGGGAAAACCCAGCACAGCUCCCUGGACCAGAGCUCACCACCUCAGACAGGGAUUUCCACUUACAACCACCCGGUGCUGGGAAUGUACGACCCCAAAGAUGACUUCCCGCUCCGCAAGACGGCAUCUGAGCCCAACCUGAAGCUGCGAUCCAGGCUGAAGCAGAAAGUUACGGAGCGCAGGAGUAGCCCGCUGCUUCGGAGAAAGGAUGGGCCGAUCACCACUGCAAAGAAGCGCUCUCUGGACAUGGCAGAAUCGGCAUGCAGCAGUGCUCCUGGUUCUGGUCCGAGUUCACCCAACAACAGUUCAAACAACAUUACCAAUGAGAACGGCAUCGCUGGAUCAAUCUCCAGCAGUCCAGUGGAGGUACAGCGCACUGCAUAUGAAUCUCCAUCUUUGGCGCACAGACUCACGGGCAGAGAGGGUCCUGUUAGCCAGCUGUCUCUGUACACAUCGCCCUCCCUUCCCAACAUCACCCUGGGCCUGCCAGCCACCGGCCCCUCCAGCGUGGCGUCUGGCCAACAGGAUGGUGACAGAAUGGCAGUGCCAGGCUUGCAGCCAGGAAUACCCAUAACCACUCCGUUCAUGCCAGGAGCCCACCUGCCUUCUUACCUGGCCGCGUCCACCUUAGAGCGGGAGGGCGGCUCGGCACACAACACUCUGCUGCAGCAUAUGGUGCUUCUGGAGCAGUCCGCCGCACAAAACUCCCUGGUCACAGGCCUGGGGGGCGUGUCCAUGCAGUCGCAUCCCAUCCACAAGCUCCGGCAGCAUCGGCCCCUCGGACGCACGCAGUCGGCCCCCCUGCCCCAGAACGCCCAGGCGCUGCAGCAGCUGGUGGUUCAACAGCAACACCAGCAGUUCCUGGAAAAACACAAGCAACAGUUUCAGCAGCAGCAGCUUCACAUCAGCAAGAUGAUGGCUAAGCCCAGCGAGCCGGGCCGACAGCACGAGAGCCACCCGGAGGAGACGGAGGAGGAGCUGCGGGAGCACCAGGGCCUGGGCGACUCCACGGAGGCUCUUCCUCACGGGGUCACCAUCAAACAAGAACCUCCGGAUGAGCAGGAUGAAGAGUUCCAGCAGAGAGAGAGGCAAGCCGAGGAAGAGCUGCUCUUCAGACAGCAAGCUCUCCUGUUGGAGCAACAGAGGAUCCAUCAGCUGAGGAACUAUCAGGCAUCCAUGGAAGCGGCCGGUCUGUCUGUGACCUUCCCAGGCCAUCGGCCCCUGUCCAGAGCACAAUCAUCCCCGGCCUCUGCGACCUUUCCCAUUGUGGUGCAGGAACCUCCAGCCAAACCGCGCUUUACCACCGGUCUGGUGUACGACACUCUGAUGCAGAAACACCAGUGCAUGUGUGGAAACAGUAACAACCACCCCGAACACGCCGGGCGCAUCCAGAGCAUCUGGUCACGACUGCAGGAGACCGGACUGCGCGGCCAGUGUGAGUGUAUUCGAGGCAGGAAAGCCACUCUGGAGGAGCUACAGACGGUCCACACUGAGGCCCAUGUGCUGCUUUACGGAACCAACCCUCUCAGACAGAAACUGGACAGCUCAGUGACACCGAUGUUCGUGAGACUGCCGUGCGGAGGAAUCGGGGUGGACAGUGACACUAUCUGGAAUGAAGUUCACUCGUCCAGUGCUGCUCGUCUGGCUGUGGGAUCUGUAGUGGAUCUGGUGUUUAAGGUGGCUUCAGGAGAACUGAGGAACGGCUUUGCUGUGGUACGACCUCCAGGACAUCACGCUGAGGAGAGCACUCCCAUGGGAUUUUGCUAUUUCAACUCGGUCGCCAUUGCAGCCAAACUCCUGCAGCAGAGACUCAACGUCAGUAAGAUUCUCAUUGUGGACUGGGAUGUUCACCAUGGAAAUGGGACUCAGCAGGCCUUCUACAGUGACCCUAAUGUCCUGUAUGUGUCUCUCCAUCGCUACGAUGAUGGGAACUUCUUCCCUGGCAGCGGAGCGCCUGAUGAGGUGGGCAUCGGGCCAGGCAUGGGCUUUAACGUGAACAUGGCCUUCACCGGAGGUCUGGAGCCGCCCAUGGGAGACGCAGACUAUCUGGCAGCAUUCAGGACGGUGGUGAUGCCAAUUGCGAACGAGUUUGCUCCAGACGUGGUGCUGGUUUCUUCAGGCUUCGACGCUGUGGAGGGGCAUCCACCACCUCUGGGAGGAUACAAGCUCACGGCCAAAUGUUUUGGCUACCUGACCAAGCAGCUGAUGGGACUGGCCGGCGGCCGGCUGGUGCUCGCACUGGAGGGGGGUCACGACCUCACCGCCAUUUGCGAUGCGUCCGAAGCAUGUGUUUCUGCUUUGCUUGGAAACGAGUUGGACCCUAUUCCUGAAGACGUGCUACAACAGCGGCCGAACCCCAACGCCAUUCACUCCAUGGAGAAAGUUCUGGAAGUCCACAGUAAAUACUGGCGCUCGCUGCAGAGAUCUGCCUCGACUCUGGGAUACUCGCUGCUGGAGGCUCAGAGAUGUGAAACUGAAGAGGCAGAGACGGUGACCGCCAUGGCCUCCCUUUCUGUGGCCAACAAGCACAUGGGAAAGAGGACAGAGGAGGAGCCUAUGGAAGAGGAACCUCCAUUGUAGAAGGUCCGAUCGACUGCCUUGGUGACCCUCUCGGCUCAGAGCCUCUUCAAGGCCUCUGACGUCGCUCUGCUCUCUCCAUCCGUUUCAUUUUUUGUCCCACGAUGUGCGCGCUUUGAGCACGGGAUCUGAAACGGCUUGAAGAAAUCUCUGUGACACCCAGAGCGCGACAAACGUGUCUCAGCCGUGUUAGUCUGUCUCUGUCCGUGGCAGAACGUCCAGGACUGUGUAACCUGGUCUGUCCGCAGGGACACUUAACUUUUGAGCAGGACAUAGACUCACGUUUCAUUGUUAGAUGUGAGAGCUGGUGCUUUCGACAUGAACUUUUUCAUUAUUUUACAGAGCCACUAUAAGACUGAUUUCGGCUGUUACGGCCUGCAUUUUUUAUUUGUCGUCUCUCUCUGUUCGUUUGUCUGUCUUUCUUUUAUUCUUGGAGAAAACAUUGACUCAUUCCAUUCGCAAUUCGAGUUACUGCUUCACGAGGGUGGACGAUGUGAUCGGGAGAGCGAUCGAAGG